Molecule: messenger RNA, 765 nt
Organism: Pyrus x bretschneideri (Chinese white pear)
Lineage: Eukaryota; Viridiplantae; Streptophyta; Magnoliopsida; Rosales; Rosaceae
Product: protein LOL2-like
Exons: 4
Coding region: 197-559 (120 amino acids)
Source: RefSeq, a predicted model, not a curated record
GAAGAAAUUCGGAGAUGAUCCUUUUGCCCAAAAUGCGGCAACAAAAUCUACAUCUUAAUGCCAGGUCAGCAUUUCGCUUGACGUUGGCCCCUAAAACGACACCGUAUCACGAGGCGUCCAACUCCAAGUCGUUUUCUGCAACCCGCAAUUUGUGCAAAGCGACAGCAAGAGAAAGGCACAGAGGAGGAGGUGGAGGAUGGAGAGCAAAGUGGAAGUAGACGAAGCGCCGCAGCCGGAGCUCCAAUCCAUCGCCGCGCAGCCAUCACCGCCUUCCGCUCAAAUGGUUUGUGGUUCUUGCCGCCGGCUGCUUAAGUAUCCUCGAGGAGCCACACAUGUCGAGUGCUCGUGCUGUCAGACCGUCAACUUCGUGCUUGAAGCUCAUCAGGUUGGACAAGUUAAAUGUGGUAGCUGUGCAGUGUUGCUGAUGUACCCAUAUGGAGCGCCUUCCGUUAGGUGUUCCUCGUGCCAUUUUGUGACAGAAGUUGGGGAACACAACAAGCGCCCUCCAUGGUCCGUCCAACAGGGGCAAUCACCAACUCCUCCAAAUCCUGUUCAUUAAACUGCUUAUGCGAGGCAGUCUACAAAAUGUAACUAGCAUCUGAAGCUUGGCGGUACAACGCGUUAUAUUGCCGUUGCAUGGAUUAGGGAAGAACGAAGAGCUUACACCGGAACUCUUCUCCAAAAUUAAUAUGUGAUCGAUUUUUCACAUGUAGCAGGUAAUUAUUUGAUACCGUAUAUGAAGUUAAAUUGUUGUGCCUUGCUAAA